Bursaphelenchus xylophilus (pine wood nematode) is the source of this 255-nucleotide messenger RNA. Lineage: Eukaryota; Metazoa; Nematoda; Chromadorea; Rhabditida; Aphelenchoididae. The record is from the annotation of a GenBank genome assembly.
AUGGGUAUUAAUUGCUGUCGAUUGCUGAACGAGAGCAAAGACGAGCACAGCACAUUCACCCGCUCCAAAAAUGGGCAUCUUAUCAAAGUAGAGAAGAUACGAUGUGCAGACGGAUCGGUGAUGAAGAAACUGUCCACAAUCUUCGAAGAAGAUGAGAAUCAGAUUUCCAAGAAGUCCUCGUUCAUGUCCAUACCCUCUACGAACAAGUUUGUAGGCAUAUAUCAGACGGAGAAAGUGGCGGCAGCGCCGGUGUGA